Messenger RNA from Cottoperca gobio, 1442 nucleotides. Its product is annotated as solute carrier family 41 member 1-like. Gene Ontology annotation, molecular function: monoatomic cation transmembrane transporter activity. Bases 1 to 1368 code for a protein of 455 amino acids. The transcript has 11 exons. NCBI's taxonomy places the organism in Eukaryota, Metazoa, Chordata, Actinopteri, Perciformes, Bovichtidae. The record is from RefSeq and is a predicted model, not a curated record. Gene Ontology annotation, biological process: monoatomic cation transport. Gene Ontology annotation, cellular component: plasma membrane.
AUGGUGGUGACCCAUCACGCUCUGGAGCUGUGUUUCCAAGGGAAGAAGCUGAGGUGCUUCACGCGCAAACUCACCCGCUCGGCCCACGGCCCACUGCCAGAGAGCUCGUGGUUCAUCACAGCCCAAGUCCUGCUGCCGUACCUGCUGCUGUACCUGGUGUCCGGCCUGGGCAUGGUGGCGGCUGGGAUAGUCAUGGAUGUAGUGCAACACUGGAAGGUGUUCAGGGAGAUCUCGGAGGUGUUUAUCUUGGUGCCAGCCCUGGUGGGGCUAAAGGGGAAUCUGGAGAUGACAUUGGCAUCCAGACUGUCAACAGCAGCUAAUACGGGGCAGAUGGAUGAGCCUCAGCAGCGGUGGAGGAUGGUGUUCUGUAAUCUGGCUCUCAUUCAGGUCCAGGCCACAGUUGUGGGCUUCCUGGCAGCUCUUGUAGCAGUGGGCCUUGGGGGUGUGACCCGGGGGAGAGUGGAUGUUAUCCAAGCUGCUGUCCUCUGUGCCAGUAGCGUCACCACGGCUUUCAUCGCUGCACUGUCUCUAGGUCUGGUGAUGGUGGCAGUGAUUAUUGGAUCCAGGAAAGUGGGCAUCAACCCAGACAAUGUGGCCACACCCAUCGCCGCCAGCCUCGGAGACCUCAUCACUCUGUCUCUGCUCGCCGGCGUCAGCAGCCUCUUCUUCUGUUACCGAGACUUGUGGUACCUGCCUCCUGCGGUUUGCGUCUUCUUCCUGCUUCUCAUCCCAGCGUGGGUCGUUAUUGCCCGUCGCUCUCCACCAAUCGGCAAGAUCCUGAAGUCGGGCUGGCAACCAGUCAUUAUGGCCAUGUCCAUUAGCAGUAUUGGGGGUCUGAUUCUGGAUAAGACUGUGAGCAAUGCAAACUUCGAAGGUAUGGCCUUGUUUACUCCGAUAGUGUACAGUGUGGGGGGAAAUCUGGUGGCCAUCCAGGCCAGCAGGAUGUCCACCUACCUGCACUACUGGAGUGUUCCUGGAGCACUUCCGCCUGUAAUGAGUGAGAACUGUCCCGGACCCUGUGCUACCCUUUGCUCCUCAGAUGUGAACUCCAAAUCGGCCAGAGUCCUGGUCCUUCUGGUAGUCCCGGGUCACCUCCUCUUCCUGUACACCAUCCACCUCCUGCAGGGAGGCCAUACUGCCCUGACGCCCAGCUUCAUCAUCUACUACCUGUGUGCAGCUCUGCUUCAGGUGGUGAUUUUGCUUUACGUGGCCAGUCUGAUGGUGCGCUGGCUGUGGCGUAGGGGACUGGAUCCAGACAACUUUUCCAUCCCCUACCUCACAGCUCUGGGGGACCUGUUGGGGACUGGUUUCUUGGCUCUGAGCUUCAGACUGAUUCAGAUGGUCAGUUCUCCUGGGACUGGACUUUGACACACCCAGAGUGCACCGUUCUCUAUAUGCAAGUGGCUGAAACACACUUGCAAAGCUCAUUGGAUUUAAGAAGG